AUGAAGGCUGGCUCUUUAGAUGUUGAUGAUAUCUAUGAAAUAGAAGAUAAAGAUGGUGUCAGAUUCAAUUGGAAUGCUUUCCCUGUGACGAGAGCAGAAGAAGAUAAAAUAACAGCACCAUUGGGGUGUCUUUAUACACCGUUGAAUCCAAGAGAGGACUUACCAAGGAUUUAUAGAGCCCCAUUCAAAUGUAACAAUUGUUCAGCGGUGCUUAAUCCGUUUGGAUCAAUAGAUUCCAUUGCAAAAGUUUGGACAUGUUCAUUAUGUUUAACAAGGAAUAAAUUUCAGGGGAAUUAUAAUUUUAAUCAUGUUUUAGAGGAAUUGGAUCCGAUAACUAGCUCUGUUGAAUACGUUAUGGUGGAUCCCAUGGCUAGUCCCUUAUUGUUUCUUUAUGUGAUUGAUUUGACAUUGGAAGAACCGGAUCUUGAAGCGUUAAAACAAAAGAUAAUAGAUUCAAUAGACCUUCACCCCAUGGGAGCAUAUAUCGGAUUGAUUGUGUUUGAUUCAAAUGUGAGGUUGUACGAAUUAGGUUCCGCAUUGAUUCCAAAAAUGCAUGUUUUCAAAGGUUCGAAAACUUAUAGUGAGCAAGAUGUUCAGAAAUUAUUGGGAAUUGCCGGUAAUGGGACUAGACCUUUCAACAGCAAGUAUGAAAAUGUCUUGGGGACAUUGAAUAGAUAUUUUACCCCACUAUCGGAUGAUUACGCCAGGUCUAGGUUGAUAACUAUUAUAUCAAAUUUGAAAACUACUUCAUUGACAUCUUCGUCUCAACGACCUGAAAGGUGUACUGGAUCUGCAUUAGCAAUUGCUUCAGGAUUGAUGGAUGGUGCGUUUUUGAAUGCAUCGGGGCAUGUCUUGUUAUUCAUUGGAGGGCCAUGUACAGUUGGACAGGGGAAAGUUGUUGAUGUUGAGAAAAGUUCACCAAUUAGAUCAUUCAACGAUAUAAGGAAAAGAAAUGCAACUCAUUUGAAAAAAGCUAUUAAAUUUUAUGAUUCGAUUGCAUCAAGAGCUUCUUCACUUACUGCUAAUGAGAAAACAGGUGAGAAUACUACAUCUUCAUCAAUUUAUAGUAUUAAUGUGUUUGCAAGUAGUUAUGAUCAACCAGGUAUUUAUGAGAUGAAGAAUUUAACAGGUUGGACCGGUGGUAUCCUAAUUAUGACUGAUUCAUUCACCACGAACAUUUUCAAGGAAACUUUCAAUAAAGUGUUUGAAUUGAAUGAGGAAGGUGUUGUUGAUAUGCAAGCUAGAGGGAACAUGACUGUGCUAACAUCAUCAGCUUUAGAAGUUGCAGGGAUGAUUGGUAAUGGUGCCAAAGUGCCAAAUAAUGGUAAAAAUCAUAGUGACGUUGCAGUGGGUGAGGGUUUUACAAACAGUUGGAAUUUACCAAUGAUUUCAUCAAGACAUGGUUAUGCUGUGUAUUUCAAAGUUCAAACAGUUGCAUAUGGUAAUGAAAGAAGAGGUAUUCCUGGGUUCUUUUAUAUACAAUUUUUGACGAGUUAUAAACAUGUUGACGGGUCACUAAGAUUAAAAGUCACAACAUUGAAAAAAGCCACCACGAACACACUCAAAUUGGAGGAGAAUUUCGAUCAAGGAACUGCUGUGGUUUUGAUGCUUAGAGAAACAACUGAUAAGAUACAAAGAGGAUUAUUAGAUCAUGCUGAGGUUUCGCAAAAAGUUGAUGAACAAUUGAUUCAUCUUUGUAAAGGAUUUGGUAUUUAUAUCAAAAAGGAACCAUCAUCUUUCAAAUUGAAUGAAUUAUUCUCAUUAUUACCACAAUUUGUUUACAAUUCCAAAAAAUCACCAAUAUUGACAAAUUUCAACAACACACCAGAUGAAAGCACUUUUUAUGUUGAUAUAUUCCAAAAAUCCAAUGUUGAUGAUUCUUUAACUAUGAUCCAACCCACAUUAUCAAUAUAUACAGCAACUGAUCCAACUCCUCAACCUGUGUUGUUGGAUUCUUCUUCACUUCAAAGAGAUGCUGUUUUAUUAAUGGAUUCAUUUUUUUAUGUGGUUAUACACAUUGGUGAAAUAGCUGCAGCAUGGAGAGAUCAAGAACUUGAUCGAGAGGAAUUUGCAAAUGUUUAUGAAAUGUUGGAACAAUCUCAAAAAGAUGCAGUGGAGAUCAUACAGGGUAGGUUUCCAUUUCCUAGAUAUAUCAUUACUGAUCAAGGUAAAUCACAGGAUAGAUUUUUGUUAUCAAGAUUGAAUCCUUCAAAUAAUGAUAAUGGAUUUGCAUUUGUUACUGGUAUUACUUCUGAUGGCAAAGAGGUGAUUUAUACUGAAGAUAUGAGUUUGAAUCAGUACUACAUGAAACUAAGAGAUGUUGUCGUUAAGGAGCAUUAA
Hansenula anomala is the source of this 2340-nucleotide messenger RNA. RefSeq lists its product as uncharacterized. Lineage: Eukaryota; Fungi; Ascomycota; Saccharomycetes; Phaffomycetales; Wickerhamomycetaceae. The record is from RefSeq and is a predicted model, not a curated record. Gene Ontology annotation, molecular function: zinc ion binding; GTPase activator activity. The coding region runs from base 1 to 2340 and encodes 779 amino acids. The transcript has a single exon. Gene Ontology annotation, cellular component: COPII vesicle coat; endoplasmic reticulum exit site. Gene Ontology annotation, biological process: endoplasmic reticulum to Golgi vesicle-mediated transport; intracellular protein transport; COPII-coated vesicle cargo loading.